UGUCGCGGUGGUUGCCCGUCGCCGGAACCAGGAGACCGCAGCCGGAGGGCCGCCAGAUCCGCCAAGAUGAACGACGCCGAUGUCUCCAAGCAGAUCCUGCAGAUGGUGCGCUUCAUCCACCAGGAGGCCGAGGAGAAGGCCGGCGAGAUCUCCGUCUCCGCCGAGGAGGAAUUUAACAUCGAGAAGCUGCAACUUGUUGAAGCUGAGAAAAAGAAGAUCAGGCUAGAAUAUGAGCGCAAAGAGAAGCAGGUUGAUGUCCGGAAAAAAAUUGAGUACUCUAUGCAGCUGAAUGCUUCUCGCAUCAAGGUGCUUCAGGCCCAGGAUGACUUGGUUAACCAAAUGAAAGAGGAUGCAAUGAAGGAGCUCCUGAAUAUCAGCAGCAACCACCAUGAAUACAGGAAGCUGUUGGAAGGACUAGUUGUUCAGUGCUUGCUUCGGUUGAAAGAGCCAGCUGUACUCCUCCGUUGCCGCAAAGAAGACCACCACAAUGUAGAAAGAGUACUGGAUUCAGCAAAGAGUGAGUAUGCAUCAAAGGCAGAGGUCCACGAGCCGGAGAUACUAGUGGACCACAGUGUCUACCUGCCACCUUCUCCAAGCCAUCAUGAUGAUGAUAAGCAUGGCCUGUUUUGCCAUGGAGGUGUUGUGUUGGCUUCUCGAGAUGGAAAGAUUGUAUUUGAGAAUACAGUGGAUGCAAGGCUGGAAGUUGUCUUCCGCAAGAAAUUGCCGGAGAUCCGGAAACUUCUUGUUGCGGCCUAAUCUGCACUUGUAUUUUGGCGAUGGUACAGCUGUUUCUAUGUAAUGGCUGCUGGUUUGACCCUGCAGUUGCAACGAACUCCGCCUGUUUUUUGCAAACAUCGAUUGUUUAAAGUAUUCAUCCUCUAUGUAAGCACUACCUAUUUGUUCAUUAUUAUUGCUGAGCACAAACUAUUUGCACGCUGUUUGCUCCGAGGAAUAAAUAAAUAAAGUACUGUCAGACUUAAAGGGUUAA
Molecule: messenger RNA, 988 nt
Organism: Lolium rigidum
Lineage: Eukaryota; Viridiplantae; Streptophyta; Magnoliopsida; Poales; Poaceae
Product: V-type proton ATPase subunit E-like
Exons: 6
Coding region: 67-756 (229 amino acids)
Biological process (GO): proton transmembrane transport
Cellular component (GO): proton-transporting two-sector ATPase complex, catalytic domain
Molecular function (GO): proton-transporting ATPase activity, rotational mechanism
Source: RefSeq, a predicted model, not a curated record